UGAAGUCGACUGUGCUUUGUAAAACCGGCUCACCGACCCUCGGGACCUGCAGUGCCUCUGGAUUCCAGCCUCCGGGUCUCCAUGCCAGACAGUCUGAGCAUGCGAGUCACACUUGCUGUGACACACUGGAUGCUCUCUGUGGUCUCCAGUUCUUCCUCUCCAGCAAAUACUUUGCCAGAUAUCGAAAAUGAAGAUUUCAUCAAAGACUGUGUUCGAAUGCACAACAAGUUCCGAGCAGAAGUGACUCCAAAAGCCAGUGAUAUGCUAUACAUGACUUGGGACCCAGUACUAGCCCAAAUUGCAAAAGCAUGGGCAAGGAACUGUCAGUUUGCACACAACAUACAGCUGAAGCUACCCCACAAGCUGCACCCAAAUUUCACUUCACUGGGAGAAAACCUCUGGACUGGGUCUCUGUACCUCUUUUCUGUGUCUUCAGCCGUCACAGACUGGUACAACGAAAUUCAGUACUAUGACUUCAAGACUCGGAAAUGUGACAAGGUCUGUGGCCAUUAUACUCAGAUUGUUUGGGCAGAUAGUUACAAAGUUGGCUGUGCAGUACAGUUUUGUUCUCGAGUUGCUGGCUUUGAAAGUCUUCGCAAUGGAGCACAUUUUAUAUGCAACUAUGGACCAGCAGGCAAUUACCCAACCUGGCCAUAUAAAAAAGGAUCCACAUGCAGUGCCUGCCCCAGUAACGACAACUGUCUGGACAAUCUUUGUGCUAACCCACAACGAGACAAAGUGACACGUUACUACUCUGUUGUGUUUCCAGACUGGCCAAUAUUUCCACGUAACAGAUACACAUCUCUUUUCCUCAUUGUUACUCCACCAAUCCUAAUACUGAGUGUUAUAAUUAUCAGUUUGGUCAAGCACAAAUACCCUCAUUUAGUUCUUCUGAACUAAUACAAUCCAGGGGGGGAAAAAGCCUCAUUCGUACAUGGCUUUAAAAAAUAAAAUUGGGUGUUAUUUCUAA
Molecule: messenger RNA, 970 nt
Organism: Orcinus orca (killer whale)
Lineage: Eukaryota; Metazoa; Chordata; Mammalia; Artiodactyla; Delphinidae
Gene: GLIPR1
Product: GLI pathogenesis related 1
Exons: 6
Coding region: 82-900 (272 amino acids)
Cellular component (GO): extracellular region
Source: RefSeq, a predicted model, not a curated record